CCAGCCAACAAUGCGCACGGGGCGGGCGGGCUGGCGGUGUCCCGGCGGGAUCGGGGACCGUGUGUCCCCGCGGCGUCAGGCGGCAGCGGCACCGCCAGGCCCCGCUGCCCGCUCCCCGCAGCCCCGGAGCCGUGGCCGGAGCCGCUCCCGCCCCCCGGCCCGCGCUGCUGCGCCUGCGCGGAGGGGUGUCCCGCGGGCUCGCAAUGGCGGCGGCGGCGGCGCUGCGGCCGCGGGUGGUGGCGCUGGGCCGGCGGCUCGGGGCGCCCGGGGCCCGCGAUACCUUCUUAGCGAAAGGCUCUGCUAAUCUGGACAAGCUGAAGGACCUCUGCAACGAAGGGAAAGAACAUCCUUCCACGCUUUUUCAGCUCUAUACCCAGGCUGUCCUAGACAUUACGUAUUUUGAGGAAAACCAGCUUGUGGAUGAAGAUUUUCCAGAAGAAUCUGCCUUGCAAAAACUUAAAGAACUUCUUUCUGUUCUUUCAGAACCAGAAGACCUAGUGAGGGAAUGUGGAAUAAAAGAACCCAUCAACAUCCUUGGUGCAGAGUUGUUAGAAUGUCUAUACUGGAGAAAAGGAGCCCUGCUUUACAUGUAUUGCCACACAGCAAAAGAAAGGAGUGAAUGGCUACAAGAAAACAUUGCCACAUUCAAAAAGUGUCUUAAUGAUGGAGUUCAGUACUUGAUGAAGAUGCUUAGCUUUAGAUGUCCUCUUCAGCUAGAUGAAGAUAUCUCACUUCAAGAUAAAGACACAGCUAGAUUACUCAGUGAAGGUGUAUUUAGUGACACUCACUUACUGGCAAUGAUGUACAGUGGAGAAAUGUGCUACUGGGGACUGAAACACUGUGGAGAAGGGAAGCAGGAAAGCCUUGAGUCAAUAGAUCCUGUGUCUAGCGGUGACCUGGGCGGCAGAUCACAGAGCAUAUCACUGGAUUUCCAAGAAACAGGGAGCAACAUGUUAACAAAGUAUGUGGCCGUAUGUGAGGGACCCUUAAAAGGUCAAGGGUGGAACACAACAACUGCGAAACAAAUGCUGCAUUACUUUGUGAAAUCCCGCAACUAAGAUCCACUGCAUUGUCUGUGCUGGAAGAAGACUUGUGGCAUAAGAGCACA
Serinus canaria (Common canary) is the source of this 1108-nucleotide messenger RNA. RefSeq names its product RAB7A interacting MON1-CCZ1 complex subunit 1 (gene RIMOC1). Gene Ontology annotation, biological process: mitophagy. NCBI's taxonomy places the organism in Eukaryota, Metazoa, Chordata, Aves, Passeriformes, Fringillidae. The record is from RefSeq and is a predicted model, not a curated record. Bases 204 to 1058 code for a protein of 284 amino acids. The transcript has 6 exons.